AUGCUUAGCAAGAUCUCACACUGGCUUGCAUCGCGGCACGAGGACAAAAUCGGCACAAGCGAUGUUUUUGCACAGCGGCGCUACGAUGCAUUGACGCGGCUCAAAAAUGCCACAUUGGUAGUGCUACGAAAAGAAAAUGCAGCAGAUUUAAAUAACAUCGAUGAGCAGCAAGAUGAUACAUCUGUAGUACAAUUACCUCGGGAGCAGCGUUUGCAACUGACAGACCGUGAUCCUUGUGUUGGCGAGCUGUGUGUGGCUCUGGAAGAGUGCCUGAAGUUAGGACUUAAGUGCCGUAGUUAUGAGGAUGAGCCAUGUUGGUGGCAUGUAUUGUAUGCCAGCACGCUUAUUGUUGACGAGCAGACGUUGGUACAAAGUGUACUGUCGGCUGCAUUCCUGUCAGAGACGGAUGUAGGAAAAGCACGUUGCUGGCUCAAGAUAGCACUGAAUAAUCAUACGAUCGAAUCUAGUGUUAUGAUGAUCUUUUCCAUGGCAUGCGAGAACUUGAUACGCUACAAUUACGAAGAAUGGUCCCUCGUUCGGUGCUCAGAAGGUCUCGGUUUGUUUCUGGAGCUUGUCAUUGCUCUUCGAGAUGUACAUUUCGCGAUUGAAGUCAACGGUGAACCGUUUUACAUACCAGAACAAACGUCAAGUUCGGAGCUAGAACUUCAUGUUGACGGCAAUAACGAAGAUAUGGUCUCAGCAAUUACGGAUGAAGAUAUCGCUGCAGCGGUGGGAGCAUCACUUUCUAAAGCAGAGGCAUUUUUACCGCUUGUGGAUUCUGAGCUAGUUUACGAGGAGGCUGAAAACGUCAAAGAUGUAGAGGUUGAAGGAGUUGAGAUUGAAAGGACGGAAGAUAAUGAAGAUGAAGAUGAAGCUGUCCAAUUACCAUCAGCCUUGUUUCCACAUCGCCUAAAAGGCAUCAAACCGUCCCAAUAUGUGUUCGGUGUUAGUCUGGCGUCCCUUUCAAAAAAUCCAUACCACAGCCGCUAUGCUUCAAUUGAUCCUUUCUUGGCGAUUCCAAACAUUGUUGAUGACUGUAUUAAAAUAUUGUGGAAUCACCCAGAUACUUCGCGGUUGUUUCGCUCAACAGUAUUGAAUAUCCGGCUGAACCAACUUCGAGAAAUUGUCGAGACAGAAGGCUCUGUGCCGCAAGAUUUGGAUCCGCAAUGCGCAGGAGCGUUAUUCUUGGAUUUUUUGAGAAAUCUUCCCGACUCCGUUGUGACAGAUGACAAAUAUGAUGCAUUUGUGGCGGCUGGACAAUUACAUGAUGAAGACGCAAGCAUUCGAAAUAUUACGUGCUUGGUAAACGAUCUACCUGUGUGUUGCCAGAUAGUAUUAAAUAGGGUGAUCAGCUUAAUGAACUUCUUGCAGCAGCCAGAGCAUUGUGAACAAAAUGGUAUCGACGUGCUUACAGCGUCUACAAUAUUGGCACCAGUAAUUGCGUUCAGAAAAGACUCCGGGAGUGGCUCGCCAUCUGAGCGUAUGCGUGCAAGGACACAAUCGCAAUAUCAAGACGUUCGGUAUGCCGCAGUUGGUGCUCAAGUUGUCGAGCGGAUGAUUCAGCAUGAAGCGGCUAUCUUCCAGGGUGUACGUGUGCAAAUUGUUGAUGCACUUGAGCGCUUGGAGGCCAAAAAGGAGGCUCUACGCAUGGUAUCGCAUCAGUUGAAGCUUCAACCGCAGAUGACUUUUCUGUCGGAUCGGCAGCAUGUAAAUGAGAUCACGCGAUUAUUUCGUAGGCACUUAAAAGGAGAUGAUAUCAUACUGCCAAGUUCCACGGACAACGUAUCUACAGAGUACCUGAAAUUCGAAUACGCAACAGAUCGAAAUAAAGAAUGCCAGUAUAGUGCUGCUGUAACUAUGGAAGAUGCAAUGCGGGGACUUACAAGUCCACGGUCUCCAAAUGCCACCAGUGGCGGGGCAUCUUCACCUUCUGUCAGCGAAACUGCAGAACAGGAUCUUGUGAGCAUCUGGGAGCAGUUUGGCUUCAAUAAGCCAACCAUCUUAGGAAAUUUCGAAAAAGGAGGCGUGCUGUUACUUCGAGCCAUAUCUUACUGGUUAAAAAAUGAUGCAAAUGCACUAACCUUACUGAAAAUGCGUGCGCUGCCAUCAAAAUUACCGUCCUACGACGCGGGACUGGUGGCAUCAUCUAUUUGUGAGUCAUUAGUCAAGAAUUUGAAAUUAUUCUUGAGCCCAAAGAAUCCGGAGGUUGACAUAGUAGCGUUAUCGUUGGAACCGUUUUGGAAAUUGUUUGACGAAGAUAUGUAUUUUAACAAAUUAUUCAUGUUAAUGUACCAAAUGUUUGACCAAUUAUGGAGUGAUCUGGAUCCGAAGUCGGCAUCGUUUACUCGCGUGAUUUCUGAAACGGAAGGAAUAGUUAACGAAUUGUUGAAGACAGGUGUAAUCACUGUAAACGAUCUGCGAGCAGAAUGGGGGAAAAUACGAGCGGCUCGUCUUCGUGAAUCAAAAGAAGAAGAUAGAACGGUAGCCGAAGAAGACCUGGUUGAAGAAGGAAGGAGAGAAUCUCUAGUAGUCCUCCCACAUCCAGAUAAAUCGCAGCUUUUAAGCAACUCCAAAGUGAUCGAAUAUAAUCUAGAUGACUAUUUGCUAAAGCUAAUCGACUCAUCGAGCAUUUUGACAGCUGACCAUAUCGCGUGCAUUGACCAUGCAUUGCCAAUCACCACUCAACUGUGCCGAUGGUACAAGAUUUACAGCGUCGAAGCGAAUGGAUCUUCGUUGGAGACAUUGCUGACAUUGGCGAAGAAGCAAAGUCCAACGUUAUUAGUGGUUAAGGACGCCAAGGGGAACGUGUUUGGCGGUUUUGCUUCGGACGAAUGGCAUCGUGCGUUUAACUAUUAUGGAACUGGUGAGUCAUUUUUAUUUUCGUUCGCGAAUACGAGCGCAGCCGGAGGAUUUGUGAAGUACCAAUGGAGCCGCAAGAAUAGCUACUUCAUGCUUUGCUCCGACGAAUCUUUAAUUAUGGGUGGCGGCGGCAAUUUUGGUUUAUUUCUGGACAGUGAUUUAUCAAGAGGGACUAGUGGAGCUUGUGAAACGUUUAAUUCACCUCCAUUAACCGUCUCGCAAGAGUUUUCAUGUGUUCAAGUCGAGCUCUGGGGCUUUACCACUGGAGACAAACCUGCUGAACUUGGUUAUUGUAACAGAAAGAGUGUUCUAGACUAG
Messenger RNA from Plasmopara halstedii, 3177 nucleotides. RefSeq lists its product as hypothetical. Lineage: Eukaryota; Oomycota; Peronosporomycetes; Peronosporales; Peronosporaceae. The coding region runs from base 1 to 3177 and encodes 1058 amino acids. The record is from RefSeq and is a predicted model, not a curated record. Gene Ontology annotation, biological process: signal transduction. The transcript has 7 exons.